CACUUUUCCCUUUUUCUUUUUUUCUUCUCCUCAGCAGAAACGGAAGACUUGGAGAACCCGGCUCGAACCGAACAAGGCUCGUGUAGUCUAAAUGCACUCAACCGAACACGACGGAACACCGGGAAAUAGAGCGACAUACUCUCACCACUGAGCGAGAGAGAGAGACAAUGUGAAGAUCUUUAGGUGUCACAGUUCUGGACCAGGAAGAAAAAAAAACAGAGACCGGGAAAGAUGGCGAAGCAGCAGACGGGCACGUUCCUCGCCCUGGCUUUGCUGGGCUUUUUCUUCCUCGAUGCGUCGGUGAAAGGAGAGUUACAGGGGCCGCAACAGGAGGAGGAGGAGGAGGGGGAGGAGAGGUCCUGUCAGGGCGCCUUCGACCUCUAUUUUGUCCUGGACAAAUCUGGCAGUGUAAAGAAUCACUGGAAAGAGAUUUACUCAUUUGUUGAGCAGGUAGCAGAGAAAUUUAUCAGCCCCAUGCUGCGAAUGUCUUUCAUUGUCUUCUCCACAAAAGGAACCAUCAUACUGGAACUGACGGAGAAUAGGGAAGCUAUCACAAGAGGCUUAACAGCCCUGAGGAGGGUGGUCCCCGGAGGAGACACAUUCAUGAACUUAGGCCUGGAGAUGGCUAAUACACAGAUAUAUCAAGAGAAGCACGGCACGGCCAGUGUUAUCAUCGCUCUAACGGACGGGGAACUGAAUGAGUGGCAGUUCGACACAGCUCAACGAGAGGCUGAGAGGGCCAGGACUAUGGGAGCCAUCGUUUACUGUGUGGGGGUCAAAGAAUUCAACGAGACCCAGCUUGCAACUAUUGCGGACACCGUUGAUCACGUGUUUCCUGUAUGGGGAGGCUUCCAAGCCCUGAGGGAAAUCACUGACUCUAUCAUCAAGAAGUCCUGCAUUGAGAUUCUAGCGGCGGAGCCGUCCAGCGUGUGUGCAGGAGAGAGUUUCCAGGUGGUGGUAAGAGGCAAUGGGUUUCUCCAUGCCAGAAACAUUGACCAGGUCCUCUGCAGCUUUAAACUAAAUGAUACACUCACUGUGGACGAGAGACCAGCUGGAAUAGAAGAUACCUUCCUGCUCUGCCCUGCUCCUGUUGUAGAGGAGGUCGGGAGAGUAAUCUACCUGCAGGUGAGCAUGAACGAGGGCCUUUCCUACAUCACCAGCUCUGUUCACAUCACCACUACCGAGUGUUUUGACGGCACCAUCGUGCUGGUGUCGUUGCUGGUGGUGUUCCUGUUGUUGGCGCUGCUGCUGAUGUGGUGGUUCUGGCCUCUCUGCUGCACUUUGGUGAUCAAGCAACCUCCACCACCUCCUCCCCCAGAGCCAGACUCAGAUGAUGAAGACGGGAUGCCAAAGAAGAGGUGGCCCACAGUGGAUGCGUCCUACUAUGGAGGAAGAGGAGUGGGUGGCAUCAAACGCAUGGAGGUGCGCUGGGGAGAGAAAGGGUCCACCGAGGAAGGCGCGAAGCUGGACAAGCCUAAAAAUGCAGUAGUAAAAAUGCCAGAGCAAGAAUUUGAACCGUAUGAGCCAAAGCCCCGAAAACCACCACGUCGCCGCCCGCUGCAGACGAAGUGGUACUCCCCCAUUCAGGGGAAGCUCGAUGCUCUGUGGGCUCUGUUCAGGAGAGGUUACGACCAGGUAUCUCUGAUGAGGCCACAGCCUGGAGACGAGGGUCGCUGUAUUAGUUUUCAACGGGUGAAAGACGGGGAGUCCGCCCCAAACAACCAGGCUCCUCCUCACCCGCAACACUCUCCCCUGCCGCCGCCGCCCUCUCCUCCUUCUGCGCCCGCCGAACAGCAGCCUCUGGUCUCCAACUCGGUGCCCCGUACAAAGCCUCCGUCGAGGGGGCCCCGCACCACGCCGCCUUCCCGAGCACCCCCUUCCGUGGUCCAACUACCUCCAGGUCCACCCCCAACUCGGGCACCCACAGGGCCCCCGGGACCCCCGCCAUCUCGACCCCCGCCAAGGCUCUGACAAAGAAAACAACUGAUACAUCAACUCGGUGCAUAAAUCACUCUUGUGCUUCUUUCACUCCAGAGACAACAGAGAGGCAUAACAUCGUAGAGGCCAGGAGCUCUGUGCUUUGUUGCUGGACAGCAAAAAAAAAAAGAAAAAAAUUUAGCAGAUGCCAAAAUCAGCUUUUAGACUAAAAAAUAAAAUUCAACAAACGUGGUAGCUUGAUUAAAAACGCAUGUAUUAUCCAAUAUAAUGACUUAAGUGGUAAGAAGAAGUGCAAUCCUUUUGGGGGGAGAAACCCCCCCCCAAAUAAAGGAGUUGAUGGUUACGUUGUGGCAAUUUCUGUAGUGCUGGUAAAAUAGUUUGCUUUGGGUUGGUAGAGAUUAAUAAUGUCGAGCAAGGACACGGCAAAAAAUACAGCAUGUAGUUAAAGACGAGAGCAACAAUGUCGGUUAUGUUUUGGUUUGCUAAUGUACACAUUUAGGUUGCCAAAAUCAAUUUUAUACCCAAAAUAAUUUGUCAAUGUUCAGUGCUUUAAUUGCAACUGCAGGGCAGUUUCUUCAAAUAAUUUAUUAUAGUAAGAUCUCCACCUGCAUCUGUUUUUUAUUCCAUGUCAGGUGGCUUUUUGGGGUAAUUAAUCCUUUUGAGGUAGGUUAUCAAGACGGAUGUAAAGCAGCAUUCUGUAAUGACAUCGGAUGCAUUUGUGCUCUUAUUUGCAUCAGGUGGAAGAUUGCAUUGAAAAUCUGUAAUAUUGGAUUUACUGACUGAAAUGAUCAUUUGCAUUAUUUCUUUAUUAACCUUUUGUGUCUGACUUCAAUAAACUGAAGGGUUUUCUGUC
Molecule: messenger RNA, 2791 nt
Organism: Gasterosteus aculeatus aculeatus (three-spined stickleback)
Lineage: Eukaryota; Metazoa; Chordata; Actinopteri; Perciformes; Gasterosteidae
Gene: antxr1d
Product: ANTXR cell adhesion molecule 1d
Cellular component (GO): cell surface; plasma membrane
Molecular function (GO): transmembrane signaling receptor activity
Source: RefSeq, a predicted model, not a curated record